Rhipicephalus microplus (southern cattle tick) is the source of this 668-nucleotide messenger RNA. RefSeq names its product ATP synthase, delta subunit (gene ATPsyndelta). NCBI's taxonomy places the organism in Eukaryota, Metazoa, Arthropoda, Arachnida, Ixodida, Ixodidae. The record is from RefSeq and is a predicted model, not a curated record. Gene Ontology annotation, biological process: proton motive force-driven ATP synthesis. Gene Ontology annotation, molecular function: proton-transporting ATP synthase activity, rotational mechanism.
GAAAUAUUAGGAGGCGCUGCGGUCGGGUCAUCAUUUUCUGCACGAAGGUUAUUAGAGUAAGCGAGCUACAUUGAACUGCCAAAAUGUCCCUCUUUCGAGCUUCCGUAGGAGCUUGCCGUUAUGUUUUGCCCAGAACUAGGUUACUGGCAUCGCAGGCUGUUCAGUCUAGAACAUACGCCGACGGUCAGAUGCCGCUCACAUUCGCAUCGCCGGCAGAGACUUUCUACGAUAAAGUUGACGUGAAGCAAGUGGACGUGCCGUCGUACAGCGGAAACUUCGGUAUCCUACCGAACCAUGUACCCGCCUUGGCCGUGAUCAAGCCGGGAGUUGUCACAGUGUUCCCCAAGGACGGCGAGGCCAAGAAAUAUUUCGUGAGCAGUGGAACCAUCUCCAUCAAUGAGGAUUCCUCUGUGCAAGUACUGGCUGAAGCUGCAGUUCCAGUUGAUCGCCUAGACCCACAGCUGUGCAGGGAUGGCCUUACCAAGGCCCAGCAAGCUCUUCAAUCUGCAUCCAGCGACACUGCGAGAGCAGAGGCACAAAUCGAAGUAGAAGUUCAUGAAGCGCUGGUCAAGGCACUGGAGUAGAUCACUGCUGCAAUUUAAUGACAGUAGCACCUGCACCAACAACUUUGAGAGUUAACAAUAAACUGAGCUGUUCCAUAAUGAUCA